AGCAGCUUUCGGAGGCUUCAAAGACAACCUACAAAUCUCCUUCUACACCCGAACACCAGCGAUAACCCAAAGAUCAGAUCAACUCAUGCCUCCCACUACGAGUUCCCAGCCUGAGGCUCAACUCGAAGACCCUUACGCACAACUCGCGCUUGAUAGGCUAGCGCAUGCCUCGUCAUCCGGCGCUGACGUGGCGGCUCCGCAGGGAGUCGCGUCGCGUCCAACAGGAAGGCGGACGCUGUGUGAGCGCUGUCAGCGGCCGUCGCGCGCGUGUCUAUGCCCUAGCUUACCGCCGAGUAGAUUAAAGACUCGGACGCGCGUAAUAGUUCUGCAGCACCCACACGAAGCCAAGAAGCGGCUUGCGACGGCGCCGAUCCUCGCGCUCACGCUAGAUUCCACACGAAUCAUCACGGGACGAAGGUUCCUAGCAGGAUCCUAUGCUGAGCUGGACCAGGCGUUGAUCCCUCGCUGUAGGGACAGAUCGGGUGCCUCGUGGCAGGGCGGGAGUGGGAGCAGGGAUACGGAGGCGGGAAGGGGAGAAGAAGAAAACGGUCACUGCAGAGGAGAGGGAAGGGAGGGAGGGGAUGGAGUGGAGGCAGGUGAAGGGAGAGAUAUUGAGGAUGUUGUUGGGAGGCGAGUGGAGAGAAGAGAGAGGCAAUGGAGGGAAGGACAUGGCGACGAGGGUGGUGCGAGAGCGGAGGUAGGGUCAGAGGGUGAAGAAAAGAAGGAGCGGGCCAGCACCAGUGCAUCCGUGCAGUGCAAAGAGAGGAGUAGGGAUGCAUGGGACGGUAUGCGCGCAUCGGCUGAGGCGGCUCAAAUGAGAGGUGCAGGGGAUGGUAUAUGUGUGUGUGGGCAUGUGCGGCUGCUCCUGUUCCCGGGGGAGGGAGCAGAGCCAGUGGGUGACUGGUGGAGGUGGUAUCUGCACCAGCGUCAACUGGAGCUGCAGCAUCCGGGGCAGCAUGAAGUGGAGCAGCACCCUGUGAGAUUCCAACAGCGUGUGAGGGUCCAACAGCAUGGCUGCGCGGCUGAGACAGCAUGUGGGAUGGCAGUGCAAACAUGUGGGGUGGGGCGUGGGGAGAAGGGACGGGUAUGUGGGGAGGGGUAUGGUGUGACCCUGGUGGUGAUCGAUGGGACGUGGGAGCAUGCCAAGGAGAUGAUGAAGGCGAGUGGAAGCUUCCUCAGGCGGCACUGCAAGAUGGUGUGCCUUCCGUUUGACCUUGCAUCACCAGGUCCUCCUCCUGGCCAUUUGGGCCUUGUGAUGCGCAAGGAGCCCCACAAAGGUGCGGUGAGCACAGUGGAAGCAGUGGCGCGAGCUCUGGAUGUGCUUGAAGGCGAUUUGCUUGAGGGGGUUGGGACUGGUGAGAAGGGAGCUUCUAGGUGGUUGCUGUCUGCUCUUCACCAUAUGGUAUCUUUUCAGUUGCAAAGUACACGCGGCGUGAAGCAACGGUGAGAUCAAAGGCAAGUGGAAGCUUGUGUUUUACGAUUCAUUUUCAUCAUACAAACCUUGUAUAUGUAGCACACUUUUAAAUGUAUGUGUGUGCUGGUUUAAUAUAUGUAUGCACCGGACUGUACCACCUGGGGUGGGUGUUGAGAGCUGUUGUCGACAAGAAAAUUGAGUCCUUUCG
Molecule: messenger RNA, 1622 nt
Organism: Closterium sp. NIES-67
Lineage: Eukaryota; Viridiplantae; Streptophyta; Zygnematophyceae; Desmidiales; Closteriaceae
Source: the annotation of a GenBank genome assembly